AUGGCCUGUGAACGAGCCGCUAGCUAUGGUUUCAGCCAUGGCAGCAGCAACCAAGAGUAUAGGCUUCGGCGUGACUGUCUCGACCAGCUACGAGCAGCCGUACCAUUUAGCUCGUCGUCUGAGUACUCUGGACCAUCUCACAGGAGGAAUGAGAGGUACCUUGACUCCGCAGCCCGCAACCUCACAAACGGAAAGCCACAAGCAGACCAUGAUGAGCGCUAUGCUGUUUGUGAGGAGUACAUGGAUGUUGUAUACAAGCUUUGGAACUCCUCAUGGCGGACCGACGCUGUCGAACUGAACCGUAAGACCGGGGUCUAUACCGAUCCUACGCUUGUACGAGAGAUUAAUCACCAGGGCAAAUACUUCCAGAUUCCUGGUCCACACUUCUGUCAGUACUCACCGCAGCCGACACCAGUCAUUAUGCAAGCAGGCACUAGUCGAGCUGGAAAAAUCUUUGCCUCCAAGCAUGGGGAGGCUAUAUUCGUGUCUGCACAUAGUCCGACCGCUGUUGCGAAAAGUAUCGCAGACAUCCGCCAACAAGCUGCCGAACGUGGUCGUGAUCCGGCCUCCAUCAAAUUUCUAGCGAAGUUCUGCCCUAUCCUUGGUCGUACGCAGGAAGAGGCAGAAGACAAAUACAAGGACUAUCUGAAGUAUGGCGACUACGACGGCGCUCUAGCACUUUUCGGGGGUUGGACUGGCGUUGAUAUGGCGCCUUAUGCUGAGGACGAAGAGCUACGGUAUGUUGACAGCAAUGCUAUAAAGUCGUACAUCGAAGACCUGAUUAAAGUUGCGCCUGACAUCAACGGUGGUAAGUGGACCAAGCGGACACUGGCAGAGCAUAUCAUGGUAGGGGGCCUGGGAGCCACGAGCAUCGGCACUCCCGAGACGGUCGCGGAUGAAAUGGAGCGAUGGGUUCGAGAAGGUGAUGUGGAUGGGUUCAAUAUUGCGUACGCUGUCUUCCCUGCCACGUUCAGGGACACAAUUGACAUGCUCGGACCGGAGCUUCAAAGACGUCGUAUUUUCUGGCAUGAUUUCCACGUUCCUGGUGGCACGUAUCGAUAG
Molecule: messenger RNA, 1062 nt
Organism: Recurvomyces mirabilis
Lineage: Eukaryota; Fungi; Ascomycota; Dothideomycetes; Mycosphaerellales; Teratosphaeriaceae
Exons: 3
Coding region: 1-1062 (353 amino acids)
Molecular function (GO): monooxygenase activity; oxidoreductase activity, acting on paired donors, with incorporation or reduction of molecular oxygen
Source: RefSeq, a predicted model, not a curated record